AGGUGGGGGAACUUGAGAGUCGGGGUGAGGCUGAACAAAGGGGCUGGUUUUAUAGGCUUGGUUAUCAGCCGGGGACUUGCAGGGGAAAAGUAGCUUUUUGAGUUGGGCCUUGAAGAGUAGGAAGUGUGGUCAGAACACUGCUCUUCUGUCAUUCAGCAAACGCUGAGCGUCAGCUACGUGCUAAGCACCACGGGUUCACGGAAUAAUGAGACAGGUUGCCUGCCCUCAAUGAGGGUCAGAGCAGCAGGCACUUGAAUGCAGGGAUCAUCGCAGGAGGUCCAGGGAGCUGAGGAAAGUCUCGGAGAAGGAAUGGGUUUUGAGAGAUGAGGAGGAGUUUGUCCAGUACGCAGGGUGAGGCGAGAGAGCAGCUUAUGCAAAGCUGCAGACACAAGAGUCUGGGGGCGGUGGCGGGGUUUAGUGCGUUGCAGCUGAGCAACGAGGCUGAAGACGGAGGCAGGGAGCCGCUCCUGCAGAGUGCUGGAGGCCGGAGGGAGGCCUUGGCCACCCUGAAGGGGCUAUAGGCAGGGACAUCCGGUCUCUUAGCAAGGUCAUCCCUGCCACCAGGUGAACACCGAUGGCGGCACAAACACAGGGGCUGAGAGCGCCUGCCUCCAUCUCGUAUGUUUGGCCUGGCCACAUCUGUCCUUCAGCAGAGAAAACAGCUGGGGCUGCUUUGUGGAGCCAGGACUGGAGAGGAAAUGAUGGAGCUCCCUGCCCAGGCCCAUGGCCAUGGCAGUGGCCCAGAAGUUCAGCCACUUCCUGUACAGUCUGCGCCAGGUCGCCCAGGAGUCUCCACAGCCAGAGCCCGUCUUCACGGUGGACCGAGCCGAGGUGCCGCCCCUCUUCUGGAAGCCGUACAUCUACGUGGGCUACCGGCCGCUGCAUCAGACCUGGCGCUUCUACUUCCGCACACUCUUCCAGCAGCACAACGAGGCUGUGAACGUGUGGACCCACCUGCUGGCGGCCCUGGUGCUGCUGCUGCGGCUGGCCGUCUUCAUGGGGACCGUGGACUUCCGAGGGGACCCGCACGCCCUGCCCCUCUUCAUCAUCGUCGUCGCCUCCUUCACCUACCUCUCCUUCAGUGCCCUGGCUCACCUCCUGCAGGCCAAGUCCGAGUUCUGGCAUUACAGCUUCUUCUUCCUGGACUACGUGGGUGUGGCCGUGUACCAGUUCGGCAGUGCCCUGGCGCACUUCUAUUAUGCCAUCGAGCCCGCCUGGCACUCGCAGGUGCAGGCCAUAUUCCUGCCCACAGCUGCCUUCCUCGCCUGGCUUUCCUGUACGGGCUCCUGCUACAACAAGUACAUCCAGAAGCCAGGCCUGCUGGGCCGCACUUGCCAGGAGGUACCCUCCGUGCUGGCCUACGCCCUGGACAUCAGCCCUGUGGUACACCGCAUCUUGGUGACCCCUGACCCUGCCGCAGACGACCCCGCCCUGCUCUACCACAAGUGCCAGGUGGUGUUUUUUCUGCUGGCUGCUGCUUUCUUCUCUACCGUCAUGCCUGAGCGCUGGUUCCCUGGGAGCUGCCACGUCUUCGGGCAGGGCCACCAACUCUUCCACGUCUUCUUGGUGCUGUGCACGCUGGCUCAGCUGGAGGCCGUGACGCUGGACUAUGAGGCCCGGCGGCCCAUCUAUGAGCCUCUGCACACCCACUGGCCCCACAACUUCUCCGGCCUCUUCCUGCUCACCGUGGGCAGCAGUGUCCUCACGGCGUUCUUCCUGAGCCAGCUCGUGCGACGCAAACUCGAGCAGAAGACCAAGUGAGGGGAGGCAGCUGGCAGGGAGGGAGGUGUAGUGGGGGAACAAGGCCUGGUAAAGUUGGUUGUGUCUGGCCCGCGGUGACUCCCUGCACACUCAACGCCAAGGGUGGCACUAGCCAAUGCUUGGAUUUGGGGACUGGCUCAGAGCUGCUUGGGUCCACUGUUGGACCCGCCUCAGCUCCCUGUCCUGGAGAGGGACAGAGGUGACGGUUUGGGCCAUCCUGACGCACCCCUUUACUGCCUCUCUCUAGGGGUGAAUUUGGGCCUUCCGGGUUAUUUGGGUGAGAGGUGAAACUUGGAUCACAGUCAGAUUUGAGCUGAGAGGCGGGAGAGGCCUCAGCAGCCCACCUCUGUCCAGAUGUCACUGAUGGAUGGGGAAGAGGCAGGCCCAAACUUGGAGUAGAAUCUUACUGUCCCUUGAACUGUAGUUCGCGAGGUGUUGGCGCUCUGGAGAGCCCCCAGAAGUAGAAGAUUGUGCCAAAUGCACAUCGAUCCCACUUGGGACCCCCCUGCUCCUCCAGUCACUGCCCCAGUGAGCCCCAGAUCUCUCGCUCUGGCCUCCUUGUCCCGUGGAGCCUGUCCCCAGCUUCUCUCCUGGUUUCCUGGCUCACGAGUCCAUUAUCUACUCAGUGUUUCUCGAGACAGAGGCAGGCACCCAGCUGGGCCCUGUGGAUUGAUGCAGGAUGGUGAAGAGCCCUGGGGAGGGAGCGGCUUUCCCGAGACCCUGCGGCUCUCGGGCUGGGAAGGGUAAACAGGAGCUUGCUCAGAACAGGAUGGACAUUACAGAGACCCAGAGGUGCAGAGGGAAGAGUUAGUGGAGCUGAGCUGGUGGUGGCCUGCACUCUGACAGAUCCUGGAUGCAAUAAAGUGACUGCAACUACAGCUGCCUCUCUGCUUUCUGUCUCUGGUCCCAGGGGAUGGGCCCUGUUUGCAGUGUCGGGAGAGGUUUUCCUGAGGAAGCUAGGGCCCCUGGGGGUGGACGUGGUGGAGCAGGGAGCAGUUCCUGUUUUAUAUUUGCCUGGGUAGGGUUACGGCUUUCUAUAUUUUAUAGAUAUACACAUGUAUACAUUUAUAUAUAUUUAAUACACACACUACACACAUAAAAUAUGUAACAUGAAACUUUUUGGCAAGG
Molecule: messenger RNA, 2889 nt
Organism: Lepus europaeus (European hare)
Lineage: Eukaryota; Metazoa; Chordata; Mammalia; Lagomorpha; Leporidae
Gene: PAQR7
Product: progestin and adipoQ receptor family member 7
Exons: 2
Coding region: 724-1761 (345 amino acids)
Biological process (GO): response to steroid hormone
Cellular component (GO): plasma membrane
Molecular function (GO): steroid binding; nuclear steroid receptor activity
Source: RefSeq, a predicted model, not a curated record